AUGGAGAUUUAUCUUCAGGCUCAAGGUACCAGAGUCUAUCGUACUGUUCUCACUGGGUGGAGUCCUCCAACAGUGCAGAAUGCUGAUGGAACUGCUGAAGCCAAACCUAUUGAGACAUGGACUGGAGAAGAGAUGACAUCUUCUGAUCUGAAUAAUAAUGCUCUAAAUUCUAUUGUUGGAUCUCUGCAUGAAUCAGUCUUUACCCUUGUCACCGGAAUAAAAGAAGCAAAACGUGUAUGCGACACUCUUGAAACUAGAUACGAAGGUACCAGUGAUGUCAAGCAGUCAAAACUUCAGUUGGUAUUAUCAGAAUUUGAAUCUCUCAGGAUGGGUGAAGAGGAAACAAUAUCAAUCUUUCACAGUCGGGUUCAAAGUUUGAUGAACCGAGCCUCUGUACUUGGCGAACCUUUUACUGAUGAAAGAGUGGUCAAAAAGAUCCUUCGAUCUUUAUCAAAACGUUUUCGAAUGAAGGUGACCGCAAUUCAGGAACACUCAGGCUGGGAGAAAAAGAGUGUGGGGGAACUUAUGGGAAGCUUACACACUUAUGAACUUGAAGUACUAGCGGAUGAUGAACCUGUGACCAGUAGGAAAGGCAAGUCAGUAGCUUUUGUUGCCGAAGCUGAUCGAGAAUCUGACACAGACGAUGUUGAUGACGAAUCCUUGGCUCUUCUAACGAAGAACUUUAAAAAAAUUCUAAAAGGUUUCAACCGCAGUAGUCAAGGACAACCCAACAGGACACAGUACAAAAGUGGAACCUCCUCAUAUCAGAAAACAGAAACGCCCUCCUUCUCACAGAACAAUCAGCCUCAAAGUGGCCGAACAAGACAAAUCAGAAGUAAUCUGACUGACACUGCUAGACCUCUAAACAUAUCAAUGCAAUGUCGAGAGUGUGAAGGUUUUGGACAUAUUCAAUCUGAAUGUUCAACUUAUCUCAAAAGGAAGAAAGCUAUGCCGAUGGCUACCCUUAGUGAUGAUGAAGAAGAAACAGUUAACAAGAGUCUGAAUGACGAUCUGAAGCAACGAGAUGAUCAACUGAAGAAACUAUCUACUGAACUUUUCCUAAAAGAAGAUCUCAUCACUCAGAUAAGGUCACGAGAUGGAAAAUUGAUAAAGGAACUGGAGAAUAUAAAGAAGAAGAUCAAGAUGAUGGAUACCACCUCUACCUUAGAUAAAAUUCUAGAUUCUGGUCGAAAUCCCAAUGAUAAGAAGGGACUUGUUUUUGAACGAGGAGAGUCCUCAAAGAAAGCACCUAUGUUUGUAAGAGAAGGAACUUUAGUUGAUAGGUCCUUUCAUGAUCAAAGUCAAUCAUCACAGAUAAAACAGAAAGGGAUCAUACACACUGGAAUUACUGAAUAUCAGUCUGACAGAUUCAAAGUACAAUCCCAGUACUCAAGGUUCAAGACCAAGCCUAGGAAGGGUAAAUAUCAGAACAAGUCCAUUACCCCUUUUGUGAGACAAGUUUGGGUAAGGAAAUCAGAGGUAAUCUGCUACCCCACAAUCGUUCUGCCCGCCUCUAUGACCGCAACAAGAUGGUAUUUCGACAAUGGUUGUUCCAGACAUAUGACUGGGAAUGUCAAGUGUCUUAUGUCUAUUCAUCCUAGUAGUGGAUCGGUUACGUAUGGAGACGGACAAAAAGGAAAGAUUGUUGGAAACGGUACCCUAAAUGUUCCAGGUUUACCACAUCUGGAUGAGGUUCUCUUAGUCCGUGGUCUGAAAGCAAAUCUCAUUAGCAUCAGUCAGCUAUGUGAUCAAAACUGGAACGUGUGCUUUAAUCGAGACUGCUGCAGAGUCAGUGAUAAAGCAGACCAAGUGGUAAUGGAAGGAACACGAUCUUCUGACAAUUGUUAUGUUCUGACCAAUAAAACAGCUUGUCUGAUAUAA
Molecule: messenger RNA, 1881 nt
Organism: Ipomoea nil (Japanese morning glory)
Lineage: Eukaryota; Viridiplantae; Streptophyta; Magnoliopsida; Solanales; Convolvulaceae
Exons: 3
Coding region: 1-1881 (626 amino acids)
Source: RefSeq, a predicted model, not a curated record